UUUGAAAGGAUCUGUGAGGUUGUGAAGACAGUUCAAAAUAAGGACAAUUUUAGAGGAAGUAAACCACAAAAGACAUUUGUCUUUGGUUUUCUGACGUCUGAUUUAGAAAGAUGUCAGAUGAUCUGGUUAAACAGCUGGCCAGCUACAAGGCCCAGCUGCAGCAGGUGGAAGCCGCUCUGUCGACCGAUCCUGAGAAUGAGGACCUGCUCAAACUGCAGAAAGACUUGCAGGAAGUCAUUGAGUUGACUAAAGACCUCCUGUCGAGUCAGCCCUCUGCGGCCACUCCCAGUUCCGACAGCAUGUCUGCCACCCCCCUGAGCCACUCCUGGAAGGUGGGGGAUACCUGCAUGGCCGUGUGGAAUGAGGACGGACAAUUGUACAAGGCCGAGAUCGAGGAGAUAGACGAGGAGAACGGCACGGCUGCUGUCACGUUCUUGGGCUACGGCAACGCAGACGUGAUCCCGCUCCAGAACCUGAAGGUUGCGGAGCAGGGCACCCAUUCCGAGGAUGAAAGGGGCAAGUCCAAAUCCAGGAAGGAACAGAUCGCUGAGCAGAGGGAGUACAAGAAGAAGAAGGCCUUUAAGAAGGCCCAGAGGAUGAAGGAGCUGGAGCAGGAGAGAGAAGUCCAGAAGUCUAAGUGGCAGCAGUUUAAUAACAAGGCCUACUCAAAGAACAAGAAAGGACAGGUAAAACGGAGUAUAUUUGCAUCACCGGAGAGCGUGAAUGGGAAAGUAGGGGUCGGCACAUGUGGAAUAGCUGAUAAACCAAUGACCCAGUACCAGGACACAUCCAAAUACAACGUUCGGCACCUCAUGCCGCAGUAACAAAGGACAGAGAGGCGUUAACCGUGUGCUGUGUUAGGGGGAGCAGAACCAGCCAGGCUUGUGGGUUGACUUGCCUGAGUUUCUCUGGAAAUGUCAAAAAAAGUCUUCAAUCCCAGUAGCAGAUUAGCAGUUUUAAAGGAAGCUUCCAUUCUUAUCCCAGUUCAGUCACGGUUAAAGCAACGCCUACACAUAU
Messenger RNA from Megalops cyprinoides (Indo-Pacific tarpon), 1017 nucleotides. RefSeq names its product survival of motor neuron-related-splicing factor 30-like. The transcript has 6 exons. Bases 111 to 824 code for a protein of 237 amino acids. Gene Ontology annotation, molecular function: RNA binding. NCBI's taxonomy places the organism in Eukaryota, Metazoa, Chordata, Actinopteri, Elopiformes, Megalopidae. Gene Ontology annotation, cellular component: cytoplasm; precatalytic spliceosome; nucleus. The record is from RefSeq and is a predicted model, not a curated record. Gene Ontology annotation, biological process: mRNA processing; regulation of alternative mRNA splicing, via spliceosome.